This is a messenger RNA of Ascochyta rabiei, 147 nucleotides long. RefSeq lists its product as uncharacterized. The record is from RefSeq and is a predicted model, not a curated record. The coding region runs from base 1 to 147 and encodes 48 amino acids. The transcript has a single exon. Lineage: Eukaryota; Fungi; Ascomycota; Dothideomycetes; Pleosporales; Didymellaceae.
AUGAAGCGCAACAUUGUCAUCUUCCUCAUCAUCUUGAUCUUGUUCAUCCUUAUCGCGCUCAUUGCGUACCUCAUCUACUACCUCCAGACGCGGAUGGCGGUCGGCGGGACAGCGAGCACGGGGAGCGACAUGACGUCAGUUGCAUGA